UGAUCAAAGGCGAAUUUGCUGGGUUUCACGUAUCAAAUCACGCUUGAUAUUUUAUUAUUAAACAACCUGAAUUUCUACAACAAAAAUAUAAAUUACAAUUAUUGUUUUAACUAAUAAUGGCGCAGUUCGAUUUAACUAGGAUAAACUGUCAGUAUUUAGACAGACAUUUAACAUUUCCACUACUUGAAUUUUUAUGUGGGAAAGAGAUUUAUAAUCAAAAAGAACUACUAGAAUACAUAUUAGAAACAGUAAAUAAGACGAAUAUGAUUGAUUAUACUAUGGACACACGAAAACGUCUCAAUUUAAGUCAAGACAUGCCAGAAGAGCUUGUUCAACGAAAAGGAGAAGUGCUUGCAACCUUAAAGCAGUUGCAAAAUGAGGUUGCACCUAUUAUGAAGGCAACCGAUAUAUUGAAAAAUGGCGAAAGUAUGAAGGACUCAAAAACUUUUGUAAAUGCACUACAAAAAGAUUAUAACUUUAAAGUGGAACAUUUGGAGAGUGCUUAUAAAUUAGCUAAAUACUUGUAUGAAUGUGGUAACUACCAGGAAUCUACAUCAUAUUUGUACUUUUGUUUAAUCGUUAUGUCGCCUAAUGAUAAGAACUAUUUGAAUGUAUUAUGGGGUAAAUUAGCAGCAGAAAUACUGACCCUUAAUUGGAAUACUGCUCUUGAAGAUUUGACACGCUUACGAGACUACAUCGAUAACGCGAAUUUCUCUACAAUACAAGCAUUACAACAACGGACUUGGCUUAUACAUUGGUCGGUACUAGUAUUCUUCAAUCAUCCGAAAGGACGUGAUCUAAUUAUUGAAAUGUUUCUGUACAAGCCUUUAUAUUUGAACGCCAUUCAAACUAUGUGUCCACAUAUAAUGCGUUACUUGGCCACCGCAGUCGUCAUAAAUCGCACAAGACGUAACGCUUUGAAGGAUUUAAUAAAAGUCAUACAACAGGAAUCAUAUACUUAUCGGGAUCCAAUCACUGAAUUUCUUGAAUGCCUUUAUGUCAAUUUCGAUUUUGAAGGUGCACGUUUGAAAUUACACGAAUGCCAAACAGUUAUAUUUAAUGACUUUUUUAUUGUGGCUUGUCUAAAUGAAUUUGUCGAAGAUGCUCGCCUUAUGAUUUUCGAGACAUUCUGCCGUAUACAUCAAUGUAUCACCAUUAGCAUGUUGGCUGAUAAAUUAAAUAUGAAGCCCAGCGAAGCAGAAUGUUGGAUUGUAAAUUUAAUACGUAAUGCACGUCUCAACGCUAAAAUUGAUUCUAAACUAGGACAUGUUGUGAUGGGUACGCAACCAUUAAGUCCUUAUCAACAAUUGGUUGAAAAAAUUGACUCAUUAUCAAUGCGCUCAGAGCAUUUAGCUGGACUAAUUGAACGUAAAAGUAAGCAAAAGAAUCAGGAAUCUAUUGACUCGUGGAAAUAUUAUUAACUUUAUAUAAGCUUAUAAAUUUUGUUUAAAAAAAUUUGUAUAGAAAAAUAUUUAAAAACGUAAUGAUUCUUUUGCGCAAUUUUUUAUACUAUAUGAAGAUUUAUAAAGUUUUCAAAAUAAUUUUUAGAAUAAAUAACACCAUC
This is a messenger RNA of Teleopsis dalmanni, 1564 nucleotides long. RefSeq names its product eukaryotic translation initiation factor 3 subunit E (gene eIF3e). Gene Ontology annotation, molecular function: translation initiation factor activity. Lineage: Eukaryota; Metazoa; Arthropoda; Insecta; Diptera; Diopsidae. The record is from RefSeq and is a predicted model, not a curated record. Bases 117 to 1421 code for a protein of 434 amino acids. Gene Ontology annotation, cellular component: cytoplasm; nucleus; eukaryotic translation initiation factor 3 complex. Gene Ontology annotation, biological process: translational initiation. The transcript is spliced from 3 exons.